Molecule: messenger RNA, 692 nt
Organism: Striga asiatica
Lineage: Eukaryota; Viridiplantae; Streptophyta; Magnoliopsida; Lamiales; Orobanchaceae
Source: the annotation of a GenBank genome assembly
AAAAUUAAUAGAAAAACAAAGGAUGAGGGCUAGGGCAUUAAUAAUGGUAGUUCUAAUGAUUUCACAUGUCAUGGGCAAAACGCCGGCUGAACGUGAAGUAGGAAAGGUGUUUCAUUCCUGCUUCAAAUACUACAAUGCAGGGGGACCGAUACCCCCCAGUGCUGACUGCUGUAAUUAUGUUUGUGAUGUAGUCCGUGACUUUGGUGGCAGUGGCAGUAAUUAUAAAUAUGCUAACUAUCUGCUGUGCAGCCCCUUAAUAACAGACUUUCAAGAUCGUCUUAACCUUGUCUUUCAAAGAAACUUGGAUCUGCCCAAAACUUGUUGCCACAUUCACAAUAAUGCCAUUGUCACGUAUCUCUUCACAUGCAAAGGUCAUGAUCUCCAUCCUCCACCCCGCCCGAUUGCAUGAUGAAGAGUUUGGAUCGAGUUUCUACUUAUUUAGAAAAUUACUAAUGGAAGAAUACAUAUAUAAUAUAUAUGCUGAGCUGACGAUAGUUCAGUUAUAAAUAAGAAGAAUGUCUAUCUAAUAGACUUGUUAUCCUGUAAUAUUAAUGCACUUUUCUUACUAUAUACACAGUUCCUGUAAUAAGCAUUUCGCUAUUAUAAUAAACAAACUUUUUAUAAUACUUGCAGCUGAGUUCUUGUACCUCACUCAUCCAUGACUGCAUAUAUGUUAUGCAUGUUAAGGUUCA